Molecule: messenger RNA, 1226 nt
Organism: Amoebophrya sp. A25
Lineage: Eukaryota; Dinophyceae; Syndiniales; Amoebophryaceae
Source: the annotation of a GenBank genome assembly
AGUUAUGCAUACAGGAAACUUAUCAAACAAUCUGUCCACUUCAGGCAAUAAAUAAUUUCUCUAGGGACCACCUGCACAAACUAGGAAUCUUUUACCUUCUACCUUGUUGAGUCUUUAAAUUUUUGUGUCGCAUCAACCAACAUCAAAAAAACAAUGUCUCUGUUUUGCAACCGUUUCUUGCUUCUUUCGUUUCUCCCCUCUGUGGUAGAAGCUGCACUACUUAGUAGAGUGGAACGACUGCAAUCCAGAUCGACGUAUGCCUCAUCCACCGAUUACCCGACACCUACAGGGAAUGAGAGCGCUUAUGAUAUGGGAAUAUUCGUAGUUACCGGACUCACUUUAGAGCAUAAGAUAGUCUCACUUUGUGCCAUUUCCGAGGGAAAUGGCUGCCAUGGAUCUAGACCCACAAUGGGUUGUUGAUAGACCGCGUGACACCGUUGAAGAUGGGACCAUAGACGGAAACUGCUUGGAAGUAAGCGGGUUUCGCUCGCCGUUAUGGUUAUGUCUAGAUAGGCUUCGCCUAGCGACACCAUUAGGAUUGACUUAUGUCUGCGCAUUGGUCAUGGAAGUCUUUGAGAGCGUUGCGGAGGAUAUCCGAUCCUACGCCAGACGUGGUCUGCAGUUGGAUGUAGCAGCCGCGCCUUGCGGGUGCGAAUCUGUUGGAAUGUCAGAAGACAGGACCUUGCUGUCGCAGCGAGUAUAGCAAGGACGCUUGCUCUGGUGCGUGAUGGAAGGUCGUAACUGGGGUGGCAGUACAGGGAGCCUUACGGACUUGUCUGUCUGCUGACUGGCCAGGCCUUGGGUGCUCUUCGAGCACUAGCCUCAUGUGGGUUAGGUGUCUAGCGUUAGCACAAUGACACAGUAUCAUCCUUCCUUCGGUUGGAUCUUGGUAUAGUUUGCAUGAUGUGAUGCUUUUCAGGUGUUGCAUUAUGUGACCGGACAGCACAUUCACGAGGUGGGUGCUGACGCGGUGCUGCGAAGGAGGGGCAGCACCGACCUGGCCCGAGGUGUCCAACGGGUGCGUCCAUCCGCUGCGCGGGUGGGCGGAUGGAGGAUCUGCGAUCUCUCCUUGACUAUCUUGACUUCAAUGCACUACAUAACGAGAUCAUGGCAUUCGCCUGGUGUAAGUAGACUGUGCAGGAACUGGUGACAAGUCAGAUGCUUCUGGUGAUGGAGCUGCAAGGCAACUCACGUUGUUGCAGUGACUCUCACGCGGGAGGAGCGUU